This is a messenger RNA of Diospyros lotus (date-plum), 801 nucleotides long. RefSeq names its product kirola-like. Lineage: Eukaryota; Viridiplantae; Streptophyta; Magnoliopsida; Ericales; Ebenaceae. The transcript is spliced from 3 exons. Gene Ontology annotation, biological process: defense response. The record is from RefSeq and is a predicted model, not a curated record. Bases 69 to 515 code for a protein of 148 amino acids.
ACUUUCACUUCCGUCUUCACUACCAGUACAUUUAGCUAGGGUUUCAGAUUGCUGCAAAGCAAGCCGCCAUGGCCAGCAAGAUGGCACGCCAAGUAGCUAUCAAGUCAGGCGGCGACGUGUUCCAUGAGAUCUUCAGAGAUAGGCCUCACCAUAUCUCCAAUAUGGCCCCGGCUCACAUCCAGGGUUGUGCUUUGCAUGAAGGUGAAUGGGGCAAAGUUGGCUCCAUCAUCUUCUGGAACUAUACUCACGACGGGAAAGGGAAGGUUGUUAAGAACGUGAUAGAGGCAGUAGACGAGGCAAACAAGUCGGUGACAUUCAAGGUGAUUGAAGGAGAUCUGAUGCAGCUGUACAAGAGCUUCUCCGCCACAGUUCACGUGGACACAAGUGGCGUCGACAACCUCGUCACAUGGACCUUCCAAUACGAGAAGCUCAAUGAUGGUGUCGAAGAUCCAAACACACUCAUGGACUUCUGCAUUAACGUCACCAAAGAUAUUGAGGCUCACCAUCUCAAGUAAUUAAAUGAUAAUUAAGACCAUGAUGAUGCCUAAUAUAUAAAUAAAUAAAUAAAUAAAUAAAGGUUUGGGAGUAGUGUUCGUGGAAUAAAAUUAAGCACGCAUGAGUGUGUGGUAAAGUGCGUCUGCCCCCAAUUAAUGAACUUUUCUGUUUUGCAUGUAUAAUUAUUUCACUUGUGUAAUCAUAAUCUACGUACUUGUUUGUGUGAUGUUGAGUUGAGCCUUAUGCACAAUCUCUUAUAAUAAUUUUAUAAUAUUAAAAACAAUUUCAAGCCUUUACGUCGUCUAA